UUCGCGCGCGCGUGCGUGUGGAGAGCGGAACGGCACGACACUGACGUCAGACACGAGUGUCGAUCGCUUUUGUCGAGGCACGUCCACCUGCCCUAUAAGUGAGGAGUCGACCGGAGCAUCAGUCAGACAUCCACCCGGGCGGAGGACAACAGGUGCGCGGCGCUCAUCCGAAACCAGCAGCGAUGCCUCACUCCUUGUUCCUCCUGUGCGUCCUGGGACUCCUCGCUCUCUCCUCUGCCUGUUACAUUCAGAACUGUCCCCGUGGAGGGAAACGGGCGCUGCCGGAGACCGGAAUCAGACAGUGCAUGUCCUGUGGCCCCAGAGACAGGGGCCGCUGCUUCGGCCCCAGUAUCUGCUGUGGGGAGGGCCUCGGCUGCCUGCUGGGCUCCCCAGAAACGGCUCACUGUGUGGAGGAGAACUACCUGCUCACCCCCUGCCAGGCCGGAGGGAGGCCGUGUGGAUCUGAGGGAGGACGCUGUGCCGUCUCAGGACUCUGCUGUAACUCGGAGAGCUGUGCGGUGGACUCUGACUGCCUGGGGGAGGCCGAGGGUGCAGAUCCAGCCGACGGCUCCAUGGGGAGCUCACCUGCAGAGUUGCUGCUGCGCCUGCUACAUGUGGCCACCAGAGGACAGCCCGAGUACUGAUGCUGCUGUUCAUGGCACUUUCUCUGCUCCUCAGGGCCUGGAGGUGCAGAAUGAAGAUCAUCACUGAGAUUUGAACCUCGAACCAAUAAAAUGCCAAGUCAAAGUUUCUUCUCUCUUAACCUCUGCCGUCGUGAUAUUUUUGUAUCUGUGCAGACAGAAUGACAGCUGUCUUCAACUUUACUAAUUGGCCAUUUCUAUCCAGAUCCCAGUGGAGAGGAAUCAUGGGUAUUUUACGUUUGUUCCCCCAUAUAUAUGUACAUACUAAUGCACAUACUGUAAACAAAAUUUUAUUCUAAAACACCUCAAGCUCCUCUUCAGAUAAGUGAGUUAUAGCAGGAAAAAUAAUGUAAAUAAGUCAGACACUGAAAGCUAAGGUUGCUGUUGACAUCCAUGUGAAACAACUGAAUGAUAACGCUAGAGCAGUUACUUCAUGUGCAGUAGAAAUGUUGUUGUAUAUUGAAAAUGGGAGAAAAAUACAGAAUCCAUCACUGACAAAAAUCAGUUGUUGUCUAUUCUCA
Molecule: messenger RNA, 1162 nt
Organism: Scatophagus argus
Lineage: Eukaryota; Metazoa; Chordata; Actinopteri; Scatophagidae
Gene: avp
Product: arginine vasopressin
Exons: 3
Coding region: 183-644 (153 amino acids)
Cellular component (GO): extracellular region; secretory granule
Molecular function (GO): neurohypophyseal hormone activity
Source: RefSeq, a predicted model, not a curated record